This is a messenger RNA of Alosa alosa (allis shad), 2207 nucleotides long. RefSeq lists its product as uncharacterized. The record is from RefSeq and is a predicted model, not a curated record. NCBI's taxonomy places the organism in Eukaryota, Metazoa, Chordata, Actinopteri, Clupeiformes, Clupeidae. Bases 285 to 2207 code for a protein of 640 amino acids. The transcript has 10 exons.
CUAAGCAAAAGCCGCCGGAGAGACACGCCAAUUUAUACGCCUAGUGAUUGAACAGCUUAGAAUAGGCGGGGGAUCGUCUUACCGUCUCCUCUGUCAUGGGGUCAAAAUACCUUCUCAUGAAUUGCCUCUCACUAGAUGGACUGGCAGCAAAAAAGUGACAUUUAAUGUCAUGCCCAUGUUGCGUUUUAUAGAAUAUUAUGUCUGAACCCAACUUUAUAUGGCAAGUGUUAGGCUUCACUUUGUUGAUUACUUCUUAGCGAAAAGCAACAGGGAAUCAGUGCACCAUGUCAGCGGAUAUUAGUUUAUUUGAUCUGGUCAAUCUAUCUAUCGGGACUCCGGAGCCAGGAGCGGUCCAGUUUAACGCUCUCCACGCGCUUCUGCAUGCCCUCAUCAAGCACCUAAACAUUCAGGAUGUCAAGACCGAGUGGAUCAUCGAGCAGGACCCGAGCCAAGACUUGCCGCCGCCCGAAGCCCAGGAGGUGCCCCGGGAGAAGCCUAGCCCGUACCAUCACAUGGAGGGCAAGCUGCGGCACAUCGAGAAGCAGAUAUCGGCCCUGGAGAAGUUGCCGAGCGGCACGGAUCUCCUGAACCGCAGCGCCUCCGGGGCCGCUACCCCGGUCAGCGACAUGUGGCAGUUUAUGCAGCUCCGGAGGAAAGUCCAGGCGAACGAGGACGGCGUGUCCAAGUGUAUGGGUCUUAUCCAGGACCUAAUGAAGGAAAUUCAGGAGCUGAAGGAAAGCAGAGACAACCUCAAGAAGGAGGUGAAAACCCUCAACAGCCAGCUUAAUAAGAUGGCCACGAGUGACCUGGCCGACCGGGUGACAGCUCUGGAGCAGUGCUGCCACCUAGUGGGGGAUCUGGAGAAGAGCAUGCGGGACAUGAGGGAGAGGAUAGAUCAGUACCCAAAGCCGGACGAGAUGACCGAGUUUGUCACCUGGGAGGUGUUGCAGCAAACACUCGUCGGACAGAAGCAGAAUUUGGUACAGGCUCGUCCGUUCCAGCCCUUCCUGUUGCGCCGUACCAGCAGUGCCCACACAAUGGGCACCCUCCGCCUGGCGGCCUUCGACCCCAGCGCCCCUCACGACACCACCGCUGCUCUUGGGCUCCCCCUGGUGCCCAGUACUGGACCUGCCGCUGGCACGGCGACCUCUGACCCUAACAUGCCCGCCAGGCUUGCCGUUCCCACUGCCCCCUCGGCCCAUGCUGGUACCCACGGCCCUGGCACGGGCUCCGCGGGCUCGGACGACGUCUGUCUGGGUUCCGUGGGUUCUGUGGGUUCCGUGGGUUCCGUGCCCUCCGUGCCCUCGGACUCGGCGAUGGGCUGUAGCGUCCCCUGGCGGCACAUGGUUGACGACAGCGACGGCAGGCAGCCAUCCUGCCGCCGGGCGCCCUGGCACUGCCCGCUGCUGCUGCCGCUGCCGACGAGGAAGAUGACCAGAGCCCCGAGGAGACCUGACCCUGCUGCAGUGGGCACUGCCGCCCCGGGCAGCUUUGACCCCUACGCCCGCGGCGCCCCCUAUGUGCCGGAGGCCGCCAGUGGCGGUGGUGGUGGGCAGGGGCACGUCCUGCAGCCGUCUGCGUCGGACGGGGUGCUGCAGGACCUCGAGGUGCCCCUGUCCCGGGUGAGCAGCGGAGCGCUGGGGUACCCCGAGACUCUGUACGCACUGCAGGCCAUCGGCCGCCUCGGGGAUCGGCUCGCCAGCCUGGAGGCCCGUCUGACGCUGCUGGAGGAGAUCAAGGCCGACCAGGCCAGACUGGACGAGCUCAGAGAGGCUGUGGCUAUUAUGGGUGAGAAAGAUAUGCCUGAAAACCAGCUAAUGGAGGAGAUGAACCACCUGAAAGAUCUGGUAGAGACCCUGAUGGGAGACAAGGAGAAGGGGCACUCUGCCAGGGCUCAGCCUCCGGAGCCCGCAGGGUCAGAACCCGGGCCAGACGCAGGGCCAGACGCAGGCCAAACCCCCCCGACCCAGGGGGCAGAUCAGGGCCAUCAGGGGGGCACUUGCCCGUCCUGCCCCCUGGACCUGAGCCGUAAGGUCAGCAAGCUGUUCCAGCGCUACGAGAGGCUGCAGGGCAUGGUCAGCAGCAUGAGGCCCCACCAGGGCGGCGCUAGAGUCCACUACAACAAUGCACACCUGCAGUCUGUGGAGGUGCUGGAUGAGAAGAAAGCAGAUCGUGAGCUGGUGGAGAUGGAGAUUCAGAUCGAGUAG